Molecule: messenger RNA, 2453 nt
Organism: Punica granatum (pomegranate)
Lineage: Eukaryota; Viridiplantae; Streptophyta; Magnoliopsida; Myrtales; Lythraceae
Source: RefSeq, a predicted model, not a curated record
UCUGCCUCCGCUCUGUGACCAGCUUCAGCUCAGAUCAGCUCAGCUGCCCCCAACUUCCAUAGCUGACUGAGCAGACCAUCACCACUUCUUCCUCUUCAUCUCUCUCUCUCUCUCUCUCUCAACUGAUCGAAGUUCCGAUCAGUAGCAUCCUCGAUGGCCACGGUAACGGCGUCGCACUUCGUGUCGAAGAGCUCCCAUGUGAGCUCCCAUGGAGCUUCGGGGUCAGAGUCCAAACCCCACUUUGCCCGGAUUGGAAUGAGGAACCAACCCGUGACCCACAGUGGGCUGAGAUCCUUGAACAAGCUGGACGGACUGUUCACGAAGAAAGUGGCAGCGAGGCAAGCCAGGAAGGAAGCCAAGUCCCCCGAGGCGGGAAAGAUCGUGUGCAGCGGAGGAAUGAGUAUUAUCUUUGUGGCAGCCGAGGUCGGUCCGUGGAGCAAAACCGGAGGACUUGGCGAUGUUCUCGGAGGACUGCCACCGGCUUUGGCGGCUAGGGGGCACCGUGUCAUGACGAUUACGCCGCGAUAUGACCAGUACAAAGAUGCAUGGGACACCUGCGUGCUUGUGGACGUAAUGGUUGGGGACAGGGUUGAAAGAGUUCGUUUCUACCACUGCUACAAGCGAGGAGUUGAUCGUGUGUUUGUGGAUCACCCUAUGUUUCUGGAGAAGGUAUGGGGCAAGACGGGGUCCAAGAUAUACGGACCGAGGGCUGGCUCGGACUACAAGGAUAAUCAACUUCGAUUCAGCAUGUUGUGCCAGGCUGCUCUUGCGGCGCCGAGAGUUCUGAACUUGAACAGCAGCAAGUACUUCUCAGGACCAUAUGGGGAGGAUGUGCUUUUCAUUGCCAAUGAUUGGCAUACCGCUCUUCUUCCAUGCUACCUGAAAACAAUGUACCAAUCCCGGGGUAUAUAUAGACAUGCCAAGGUGGUAUUUUGCAUCCACAACAUAGCCUACCAAGGAAGAUUCGCCUUCUCAGACUUCUCACUUCUUAACCUGCCUGACUCAUUCAGGGGUUCAUUCGACUUUAUUGAUGGGUACAACAAGCCUGUCAAGGGAAGGAAAAUCAACUGGAUGAAGGCUGCAAUAUUAGAAGCGCACCGGAUCUUAACUGUGAGCCCUUUCUAUGCUCGGGAGCUUCUUUCUGGAAUCGCGAAGGGUGUGGAACUGGACAACAUACUUCGUAAAACUGGCAUCACUGGUAUUAUCAAUGGUAUGGAUGUACAAGAGUGGAACCCAGCCACAGACAAGUAUAUCGCCAUCAAGUACACUAUUCAGACGGUAAUGAUGGCGAAGCCUUUGCUGAAGGAAGCACUGCAAGCAGCUGUUGGUUUGCCUAUAAACAGAAACAUUCCUGUCAUUGGCUUCAUCGGUAGGCUGGAGGAGCAGAAAGGUUCAGAUAUCUUAGUAGCAGCUAUUCCGAAGUUCAUCCGGGAAAACGUCCAAAUAAUUAUUCUCGGAACUGGUAAAAAGCAUAUGGAGAGGCAGAUCGAACAACUGGAGAUUUUGUACCCGGACAACACAAGGGGCGUGGCCAAAUUUAACGUCCCACUGGCCCAUAUGAUCACCGCAGGAGCUGACUUCAUGUUGAUUCCUAGUAGAUUUGAACCCUGCGGUCUUAUUCAAUUGCAUGCUAUGAGAUAUGGAACGGUGCCAAUUGUGGCCUCAACUGGUGGCCUUGUCGACACAGUUAAAGAAGGGUUCACAGGAUUCCACAUGGGCGACUUUCAUGUUAACUGUGAUGCUGUGGAUCCUGCUGAUGUGGAAGCAGUGGGUAGACACGUUAUGAGAGCCCUUGCAGCCUAUGGCACUCCUGCCCUGAAAGAGAUGAUCCAAAACUGCAUGGCCCAAGACCUCUCCUGGAAGGGACCAGCAACGCAAUGGGAAAAGAUGCUGUUGGAUCUGGAGGUCGCAGGAAGUGAGCCUGGGAUCGAAGGUGAAGAGCUUGCUCCACUCGCCAAAGAAAAUGUGGCCACCCCUUGAAAGCCUUCACUUAUAUAUAUAUAUAUAUAUAUAUAAAAUAUAUUCGGCUUCUUGACUACAAGAUGCAGUAUCGGCAGAAUACUAUGCCACUAACAAUGCCAGCAAGUUUCUGAAGCUGCAAGCUCUUCCAGCUCGUUCCGGCUCUAUUGCAGGUGGAUGCUUGCAGGAAACUGUUUCUGAUCGAUAAAGAUGUAAGUUGUGUCCGUGAAAACUUAUACGUCUAGAAGAAUCCUUUUCCGACGAGUAUUUAUCCUUGAGAAACAAUCAAUAGACGUGUUCUGCUACUCUUUAAAGCGCUAAUGUUGUCAGAGUAUGUACCGUAAAUAAGUAGUACGGUGUUCUCUCGUCCCCGAGAAGCAAUCAAUAGACAUGUUCUGCUACUCUUUCAAGUGCUAAUGUUGUCAAGAGUAUGUAACGUGAAUAAGUAGUACGGUGUGCUCUAGUAAAUUUCAUGUUUUCCUGCUGGUGUACUA